Ochotona curzoniae (black-lipped pika) is the source of this 1828-nucleotide messenger RNA. RefSeq names its product SEC22 homolog A, vesicle trafficking protein (gene SEC22A). Lineage: Eukaryota; Metazoa; Chordata; Mammalia; Lagomorpha; Ochotonidae. Bases 47 to 970 code for a protein of 307 amino acids. The transcript is spliced from 7 exons. The record is from RefSeq and is a predicted model, not a curated record. Gene Ontology annotation, biological process: endoplasmic reticulum to Golgi vesicle-mediated transport.
UUGGAGCGGCGGCUCCCGGCUCGGCAGGUCUUCUGUAUUGGUUGAAAUGUCUUUGAUUUUAUCCGCCUCAGUCAUCCGUGUCAGAGAUGGACUGCCACUUUCUGCUUCCACUGAUUAUGAACAAAGCACUGGAAUGCAGGAGUGCAGAAAGUAUUUUAAGAUGCUAUCAAGGAAACUUGCUCAACUUCCUGAUAGAUGUACACUGAAAACUGGACGUUACAACAUUAAUUUUAUUAGCUCUCUGGGAGUGAGCUACAUGAUGUUGUGCACUGAAAAUUACCCCAAUGUUCUCGCCUUCUCUUUCCUGGAUGAGCUUCAAAAGGAAUUUAUUACUACUUAUAACAUGAUGAAGACAAAUACUGCUGUCAGACCAUACUGUUUCAUUGAAUUUGAUAACUUCAUUCAGAGAACCAAGCAGCGAUAUAACAAUCCCAGGUCUCUAUCAACCAAGAUAAAUCUGUCUGACAUGCAGAUGGAAAUCAAGCUGAGACCCCCUUAUCAGGUUUCCAUGGGUGAACUGGGGUCAGCCAACGGAGUCACAGCUGCAUUUUCUGUUGAUUGUAAAGGUGCUGGCAAGAUUUCUUCUGCUCACCAGCGACUGGAACCAGCUACUCUGUCAGGGAUUGUGGCAUUCAUCCUUAGUCUUUUAUGUGGAGCUCUGAAUUUAAUUCGAGGCUUUCAUGCCAUAGAAAGUCUCCUACAGAGCGAUGGUGAGGAUUUUAAUUACAUCAUUGCGUUUUUCCUUGGAACAGCAGCCUGCCUUUACCAGUGUUAUUUACUCGUCUACUAUACCAGCUGGCGGAACGUCAAGUCGUUUUUGACAUUCGGCUUACUUUGCCUGUGCAACAUGUAUCUGUAUGAACUACGCAACCUCUGGCAGCUCUUCUUUCAUGUGACCGUGGGAGCGUUUGUAACCCUGCAGAUCUGGCUCAGGCAAGCCCAGGGCAAGGCUCCGGACUACGAUGUCUGACACCGCACCCCUGAGACGCAAUGCCUUGGCUCCGGGGCAGGGGACAAGGGAGCACGCAUCCCCGCGGCCGCUGUGACCGAGAAACUGCACCACGAGCGAGGGGCUCUGCUCUCUUUCUCUCCUUCUUGCCACUUUUUCAGUUAGCAUGGUGUGCCGUGAGCGUGCAGGACCUGCCAAGAAAACUCUGCUCCAUCCUCCCAAGGAACCCUGGCCAUGCCGGGAAGGCCUGUCUGUGAACGGCAAUGGGAAACACCGGCUGAUGCCACCCGAGUCCUUGCUGAAGCGACCACACAGAGAAUAGGUGCAGAACCUGCUCUGGGCCCCAGGCAGGCGUGCCACUACCCCAGCUUGCCUUUGUGAGGCGAUAGGACAGACUGGACCAAGAGGCUGCAGGAAUCGGCACACCUGCUUCCAACAGAGGACUCUGCUGAAUGUCAUAUUACUCACACACCUAACGGUACCAAGGGCUUGUGUCGUCCAGGAUCUCUGUGAAGUUGUCUCUUUUUAUAUUUCGCUUCACUCGUAACUCUGGAAACCAUCUUGUCUAGGAGAGGCUGUGGUGAGCUCAUCCUAGACUAUCACACACAUUGCAAAUACACUGGCGUGUGUUUCCUUCUCUACCACGUUUGUUAUUUCUUUGGAAGUCACUUUAAAAAUUGGAUUCACUAGAUUACAGCCGUUGUUGCCCAAACUUUAGUCACUGAGGUACUACCAUACACUAUUAUUGACCUAAUGGUGUUAAGUUUUAUAAAAUAUUCUAAAAAGCAACAAGUCAUAUCAUGAGUUGAAAAUCAGUAACCAGAGUCAGUUUGCCAUAAAUAAAAAAUCAACAUGAAAUAAAUAAGAACAUUUAAAAUA